Messenger RNA from Venustampulla echinocandica, 822 nucleotides. RefSeq names its product NAD(P)-binding protein. NCBI's taxonomy places the organism in Eukaryota, Fungi, Ascomycota, Leotiomycetes, Helotiales, Pleuroascaceae. The transcript has 5 exons. The record is from RefSeq and is a predicted model, not a curated record. Bases 1 to 822 code for a protein of 273 amino acids. Gene Ontology annotation, molecular function: oxidoreductase activity.
AUGGUUUUCUCACAUCAUAACUCCGCGGGCAGCGUCCCAGCACGGACUGUCGAUGGGGCCGGCUACGGCAAAGUAGCUAUCAUCACCGGCUGUGCAUCAGGCGUAGGUCUCGCGACGACAAACCUCUUCCUUAGCCACCAAUAUGAGGUUCUCGGAGUAGAUGUCCACGAUAUCGACUAUAGCAAAGUCAACCAAGAGUGUCAAGAGUCCUUUCAUUUCCAUAGAGGCGAUCUGAUGGAGGAAGACGAGUGUAACGAGGUUGUUAGAAUAUGCGUUGGAAAAUACGGGCCUAAAAUCGACGUAUUGGCGAAUGUGGCAGGCGUCAUGGAUGCUUUUGCCGCAGCGGAUGUAUAUACUGAUAAAGAGUGGGAUCGAGUGAUGAUGAUCAACCUCACAGUUCCUACCAGAAUGAUCCGUGCAGUGUUGCCAAUGAUGAAGGCCAAAGGCAACGGAUCAAUUAUAAAUGUGGCUUCAAAGGCAGCUGUAAGUGGCGCCGCUGCCGGUGUAGCUUACACUGCAUCUAAACAUGGCUUGCUGGGUGUAACGAAGAACACAGCCUGGCGUUUCCAUGAAGAAGGGAUCCGCUGCAAUGCAGUUCUCCCCGGAGCCAUUACCGACACCCACCUAAAAGAUUCACUUGACCCAGCAAAUUUUGAUGCAGACUCAUACGGGCACCAAGCACCCAUUCAUGCUCUGCACAGCGAAAACCCAACCAUCACACCAAAUGAGGUUGCAAAUACGAUUCUUUUCCUCGCGAGUGAUAUGGCCAAAGCCAUCAAUGGAGUUGCGCUACCUAUUGAUAAAGCAUGGGGUGUUAUUUGA